UAAAAACUGGUGGAUAGAUGGAGGUUGAUGGAUUCAGAGGAAUCCCCCUGCUUUUACUCGUCCAAGCCACCAACGGAUUCGGGUAUGCACUUGGAGCCCAGUCGCCAGGGACCCCGGUCGCUAACCCGAGAGUGAAUCACCGCAACCUCGCGAACACAGACGCCGCAUGGCAUGGCUAAGCAUGGCGAGGCCAUUUGUACUGCUAAUUUGGGGUCUAUCACACGUGGCAUUGUACCCAGUUGUUGUCCAGAACAUUCGUGCUUCUACACUGCUUGCUUGUGUAGCAGGGUUUCGACAUACACGGCCGGGACAAAAGCGAGAAUUUGAGGAGUCUCGUAUUAGGGCAGUAGGUUCAACAAUAUCGAGGCCGAAAGGUGAUGAGAUCAGACAAGCAGAGAGGGCCAGAACACUACCUAAACUACUACCAGCGGCUCCUUCGAACACUGUGCGAAGAGUUGACCUCUGGAGCUUCACUUACCAAACAACCAAGCGCUGGUGAUACGAGUAAUCUCCAGUUCUCCUCAUUUACCCAUGUAUUUCGAUAAUAGCCUCAAGCAACAUUCAGGGAUUCAUUCGCCCCUCGAUGUGAUGAAGAACAGCCGCUCAAGUGCCGUUUAGCCCCUCGAAAUUCAUAUGGGUAUUCUCGUCGGUACGACACACCUGUC
This is a messenger RNA of Xylaria bambusicola, 665 nucleotides long. RefSeq lists its product as uncharacterized. The record is from RefSeq and is a predicted model, not a curated record. NCBI's taxonomy places the organism in Eukaryota, Fungi, Ascomycota, Sordariomycetes, Xylariales, Xylariaceae. Bases 167 to 499 code for a protein of 110 amino acids. The transcript is spliced from 4 exons.